GCAAAGCAGCGGCUUGGGCACAACUCUACCCGCGUUUCUAAACACAGGCUCGUCUGCGUGAGGCGGAGACGGAGUCGAGUUAUCCUCUUGAAUAAACAAGGACUCCGUUCCCCUCUGGUGUCUGCUUUCAAAUGAAUCAGUGAUGAGAGUGGCCGAGAGGAGAGACGACGGACGCUUUUCUUCUAUGUGGACCGGCAGUGCGCAAAAGUGCGCUCCGUGGUUCAGCAUCCUCAUCAUCUUCCGCUCCUGAGAUCAACCCAAACCCAAGAGGCGCGCUGAGAUCCUCCCCGAACCCCCCCGUGCGAGAUGUGCUGCGGACUGCCGAUGAUUUCUCCUCCUCCUCCUCCAGUUCAAAUUCAAUGGCAGACAAAGACUGCAUUUCUCACUGCUCUUGUUAUCACUGAGCUCAGAAAGACAGAUCUGGUCCACAGCUAAACCAUUGUUUCCUUUUCUUGCUUCUGUCUUUUUGCCAAUCUUCACUAUUCAUACGAUCACCAUGGCUUUUUUCCUGGCAUCUGCCUUUCUUCUGGUUCUCCAGACAUAUGCUGCCCCACCUGAGUUUGUCAAGGCAGGAUUUGGCAUAACACUGGACCCCAUGGACUUUGAUCCUGGACGACCAGUAAAUGGCUCUGGAGAUGUAGCCUCAUCUCCACCCCCCGGGACGAGUAAAAGAGCCCCACACAGUAUCAUUAUUGGGGUACGCAAGGGGGGCACAAGAGCCCUGUUGGAGAUGCUAGACAUACAUCCUGAGGUUGCUGCUGCUGCCACCGAGGUGCACUUCUUUGACUGGGAUGAGAACUAUGCGAAGGGCUUUGAAUGGUACCGUGAGUUGAUGCCAUACUCGUACCCACACCAGAUCACAGUGGAGAAAACUCCAGGUUACUUUACGUCAGCCCUCGCACCAGAACGCAUCUGUGCCAUGAACUCAUCCAUAAAGCUGCUUCUGAUCUUGCGAGACCCGGCUGAGCGGGUCAUCUCCGACUACACCCAGGUGUACUUCAACCGGCUGGAGAACCACAAGCCGGUGCAAGCCAUUGAGAACCUGCUAGUGCGCAAUGGAGCCCUGAAUAUCCGGUACAAGGCCAUUCAGAGGAGCCUGUACGACGUCCAUAUGCGCAACUGGCUCCGCCACUUCCCCCUGGAACAGAUACACAUCGUAGAUGGGGAUGCUUUGAUCCGUGACCCCUUGCCAGAGCUUCAAAGGGUGGAGCGCUUCCUCAACUUACCCCCAAGGAUAGUAUCCUCCAACUUCUACUUCAACCAGACCAAGGGGUUUUACUGUAUCCGAAGUGACGGUCGAGAGCGCUGUCUGCAUGAGUCUAAGGGACGUCCUCACCCAGCUGUCAACAGCACCGUCCUCCAGCAGCUCCGCUCCUACCUACAGGAACACAACCGAACCUUCUUCAGGCUGGUGAAGCGCACCUUCGACUGGCAAUAAGGAACCCAGAUCACAAAUCGGACUCAAGGGAGCCACUACCUUGUCUGUGAUGAGGACAACAAGGGGACAUAAAGCACUUUACAGAACAUUUAAAAACCCCUUUGAAUAGACUCUUAAUAACUACUGUUGUGAUCUUUGGUCUCGGAAAAGCAGUUCUAUAUUUACAAUAAGGCAAACAAAUAUGAAAAACUGUAACUAGAGGUGUAAGAUUAAAUGGAAGAAUCUCCAAGCUUAAUAACUCAUUCUCUUUGUGCUGGAAGUGAUCAAAUUGCAGCAAAAACAAGUAUAUGGAACUGAUGAACUUUUUUUCCUCUCUCUCUCUCUCUCUUGUUUGAUAUUCUUGUUCUUAAUAAUAAAUGGUUCUGCUUUCAAAUGUA
Messenger RNA from Cottoperca gobio, 1815 nucleotides. It is a transcript of the gene hs3st1l1, whose product is annotated as heparan sulfate (glucosamine) 3-O-sulfotransferase 1-like1. NCBI's taxonomy places the organism in Eukaryota, Metazoa, Chordata, Actinopteri, Perciformes, Bovichtidae. The record is from RefSeq and is a predicted model, not a curated record. Bases 497 to 1438 code for a protein of 313 amino acids. Gene Ontology annotation, molecular function: [heparan sulfate]-glucosamine 3-sulfotransferase activity. The transcript has 2 exons.